Molecule: messenger RNA, 1386 nt
Organism: Candidozyma haemuli
Lineage: Eukaryota; Fungi; Ascomycota; Pichiomycetes; Serinales; Metschnikowiaceae
Gene: TYS1
Product: tyrosine--tRNA ligase
Exons: 2
Coding region: 1-1386 (461 amino acids)
Biological process (GO): tyrosyl-tRNA aminoacylation; mitochondrial electron transport, ubiquinol to cytochrome c
Molecular function (GO): tyrosine-tRNA ligase activity; ATP binding
Source: RefSeq, a predicted model, not a curated record
AUGGCACAGAGGUAUGAAGAGUACCUGCUUGAGACUAGUUUUGUUACCAUGAAUCCUGACAAGCAAUUCGAAUUGAUUACGAGAGGCUUACAAGAAGUCUUGAAUCCUCAGAUAAUCAAAGAUGUUCUAGAGAAAGAGAAGCGCCCUCUCAAGGUUUAUUGGGGUACGGCUCCAACGGGCAAACCUCACUGUGGCUACUUCGUUCCAAUGGUCAAAUUGGGCCAUUUCUUGAAAGCAGGCUGUGAAGUGACAGUUUUGAUUGCCGACUUACAUGCUUAUUUGGAUAAUAUGAAAGCUCCGUUAGAAGUCGUCCAGCAUCGCGCCAAAUACUACGAAUAUGUGAUAAAAGCCAUCUUAAAGUCGAUCAAUGUGCCUAUUGAGAAGUUGAAGUUCGUUGUCGGUUCCUCUUACCAAUUGAGCGGUGAUUACACAAUGGACAUUUUCAAAUUGUCAAAUAAAGUUUCACAGAACGACGCUAAGAGGGCAGGAGCUGACGUGGUGAAGCAGGUGGCAAACCCGUUACUCUCUGGAUUGAUUUAUCCUUUGAUGCAAGCGCUAGAUGAGCACUAUUUAGACGUUGAUGCACAAUUUGGUGGUGUGGACCAACGCAAAAUCUUCGUCCUCGCUGAAGAGAAUUUGAAUGGUAUUGGCUACAAGAAAAGAGCGCAUUUGAUGAACCCGAUGGUUCCAGGUCUAGGACAGGGGGGCAAAAUGAGUGCUUCAGAUCCAAAUUCAAAGAUUGACAUCAUCGAGGAUCCAAAGGUUGUAAAGAAGAAAAUAGGUGCAGCUUUCUGUGCUCCAGGUGACCCUGAAAAUGGCUUGAUUGCAUUCGUUAAGAACGUCAUACAGCCUAUCCAUGAGCUCAAGACGGAUGUUCAAGGCUCCUUCAGUUUCCACAUUGAUAGACCUGAGAAGUAUGGCGGCCCCAUUCAUUAUGAAAGUUUGGAGGAGCUCACAACAGCUUUUGUAAAUGGUGACCUCUCACCAGUGGAUUUGAAGGCAGGUGUUAGCGAUAAAAUUAAUGAGUUGUUAAAGCCAAUUAGAGAAACUUACGACGCUAGUACAGAGUUUCAAAAGGCAGCCGCUGAUGGUUACCCAGUUGAGGUCAAGGAGAAGAAGGUGAAAAAGGUUAAAAACAAAGGUACUAGAUAUCCUGGUAGCGGCACCGGUGUAAAGCAAGCUGCUGAGGCAGACUCCCUUUCUGCUUUGAUCAAAAGAAACUCGCUUUACGUCGCAACCAUCUUUGGAGGAGCGUUUGCUUUCCAAGCUUUUUUUGACUCUGCCGUUACUAGAUGGUAUGAAAACCACAACAAAGGUAAGUUGUGGAAGGAUGUGAAACCAAAAUUCCUCGAGGGUGGUGACGACGAUGAUGAUGAUGACGAGUAA